Cervus elaphus (red deer) is the source of this 918-nucleotide messenger RNA. It is a transcript of the gene CRIP1, whose product is annotated as cysteine rich protein 1. NCBI's taxonomy places the organism in Eukaryota, Metazoa, Chordata, Mammalia, Artiodactyla, Cervidae. The transcript is spliced from 5 exons. Gene Ontology annotation, biological process: regulation of gene expression; intrinsic apoptotic signaling pathway in response to DNA damage. Gene Ontology annotation, molecular function: zinc ion binding. Bases 547 to 780 code for a protein of 77 amino acids. The record is from RefSeq and is a predicted model, not a curated record.
GUGAUGAAGGCGGAGGGCAGUUCGUGGGGGAGGGCUACCAGGCUGAGAAUGCCCUGGUAGGUGCCCUCUGCCCUGUAUCUAGGGAAAGGCCUGGAAAGGUACGACACGCUCGUUUGCAUCUAUCUGCAUUGUAGCGGUUACCUUCCGGGCUCCAGCACUCUGGGGCGGGGGGUGGGGUGCUCCCUUCCGCUCUGGGGAGCCCCCGCCUAGAGUCCGGGGCGAGGGCGGGGCUCCUCCGGGGUUCCAGCCCCGUCCAGUCAGCGAGAGUGCUCGCCGACCUCCUGCACCCCUCGGACCGCGCUCUGCCGUCGGCCAGGCCCGGGUCCUGCCCUAAGGCGAGGGUGGACCAGAUGACCUUUCUCGGCCUGUUGGCUGGAAUCCGAGGCCUCCGGGUCCAAGUCCAGAACUCAGGGGGCGGGGCGAUAGGGGCGUGUCCCAAAGGGGCGGAACCCAGGGGUCCUUGAAAGACGCGGACCCGGCGCGACCCACCCAGUCCAGCGCUCCGGUCUGCUCCCGCCUGGCCACCUGCCCUGAUCCGGCGCCACCAUGCCCAAGUGCCCCAAGUGCAACAAGGAGGUGUACUUUGCUGAGCGGGUGACUUCCCUGGGGAAGGACUGGCAUCGGCCUUGCCUCAAGUGUGAGAAAUGUGGGAAGACGCUGACCUCCGGGGGUCAUGCCGAGCAUGAAGGCAAGCCCUACUGCAACCACCCCUGCUAUGCAGCCAUGUUCGGACCCAAAGGCUUUGGGCGUGGUGGAGCCGAAAGCCACACUUUCAAGUAAAUCCAGGUUUUGGAGACCCAUCUCCAGUUGCCCACCGGGCCGCUGCCCUCCAGGCCGAUGGCGGGUUUUUCUCCACAGGCACGUGGGGCUCCCCUGUAGAACCCCAUGCCCUCAAUAAACACGCACACUUGGAAGACC